Messenger RNA from Melospiza georgiana, 6912 nucleotides. It is a transcript of the gene VEZF1, whose product is annotated as vascular endothelial zinc finger 1. Gene Ontology annotation, biological process: regulation of transcription by RNA polymerase II. NCBI's taxonomy places the organism in Eukaryota, Metazoa, Chordata, Aves, Passeriformes, Passerellidae. The transcript is spliced from 7 exons. The coding region runs from base 41 to 1714 and encodes 557 amino acids. The record is from RefSeq and is a predicted model, not a curated record. Gene Ontology annotation, molecular function: RNA polymerase II cis-regulatory region sequence-specific DNA binding; DNA-binding transcription factor activity.
AGCCGCCGCCGCCGCCGCCCGGGGCCGCGCCGCCCCCGCCAUGGAGGCCAACUGGACCGCGUUCCUCUUUCAGGCACACGAAGCCUCCCAUCACCAACAGCAGGCAGCACAGAACAGUUUGUUGCCUCUCCUGAGCUCUGCUGUUGAGCCGCCCGAUCAGAAGCCGAUUCUGCCCUUACCAAUAACGCAGAAACCUCAGCCUGCACCAGAAACAUUAAAGGAUGCUAUUGUUGGGAUUAAAAAGGAAAAACCUAAAACCUCCUUUGUGUGCACUUACUGCAGCAAAGCUUUCAGGGACAGCUACCAUUUGAGGCGUCACGAGUCCUGCCACACAGGGAUAAAGUUAGUGUCACGGCCAAAGAAAACUCCCACCACAAUGGUGCCCCUUAUCUCGACCAUCGCCGGUGACAACAGCCGGAGUUCGCUGGUUUCGACUAUCGCAGGCAUCCUGUCCACUGUCACUACGUCUUCCUCUGCCACCAACCCCAGCAGCAGCGCCGGCGCCACGGCCAUGGCGGUGACGCAGACGGUGAAGAAGCCCAGCAAGCCCGUGAAGAAGAACCACGCCUGUGAGAUGUGUGGGAAGGCCUUCAGGGACGUCUACCACCUCAACCGGCACAAGCUGUCCCACUCGGACGAGAAACCCUUCGAAUGUCCCAUUUGCAAUCAGCGCUUCAAGAGAAAGGAUCGCAUGACCUACCACGUGAGGUCUCACGAAGGUGGCAUCACGAAACCCUACACCUGCGGGGUGUGUGGAAAAGGCUUCUCAAGGCCUGAUCAUUUAAGCUGUCACGUUAAACAUGUUCACUCAACAGAGAGACCCUUCAAAUGCCAAACGUGCACUGCUGCCUUUGCCACCAAAGACAGACUGCGGACACACAUGGUGCGCCAUGAAGGAAAGGUAUCGUGUAAUAUCUGUGGUAAACUUCUGAGUGCAGCAUAUAUCACCAGCCACUUAAAGACACACGGGCAGAGCCAAAGUAUCAACUGUAAUACCUGUAAACAAGGCAUCAAUAAAACAUGCAUGAGUGAAGAGACCAGCAACCAGAAACAGCAACAGCAGCAGCAACAGCAGCAGCAACAACAACAGCAGCAGCAGCAGCAGCAGCAACAACAACAGCAGCAACAGCAGCAGCAGCAGCAGCAACAGCAGCAGCAGCAGCAGCACGUAACAAGUUGGCCUGGAAAGCAGGUAGAGACCCUGAGAUUGUGGGAAGAGGCCGUCAAAGCCAGGAAGAAAGAAUGUCAGUUCACCUUUGAGAAGGCUAUAGAGUACGUACCAUUCGAAGCUGCUAACUUGUGCCAAACCUCCACUGCUGCUACUACGCCUGUGACUCUUACUACUCCAUUCAAUAUAACGUCCUCUGUGGCUUCUGGGACUAUCACAAACCCAGUCACAGUGGCAGCUGCAAUGAGCAUGAGAAGUCCAGUAAAUGUAUCAAGUGCAGUUAAUAUUUCCAGUCCGAUGAACUUAGGGCAUCCUGUAACCAUAACCAGUCCUCUGUCCAUGACCUCUCCAUUAACGCUCACCACCCCGGUGAACCUGCCCACCCCGGUGACCGCUCCAGUGAACAUAGCGCACCCCGUCACCAUCACGUCCCCCAUGAACCUGCCCACCCCCAUGACGCUGGCUGGCCCCCUCAACAUAGCCAUGAGACCAGUGGAGAGCAUGCCUUUCCUGCCCCAGGCCUUGCCCACCUCUCCUCCCUGGUAAACAAGUUCUAAACAGUAUUAAAAAGGAUUAAAAUGGAAUCCUUACCAGCAGUUCUUUUUUGGGUUUUGUUUGGUUGGGUUUUUUUUUUGUUUUGUUUUGUUUUGUUUUUGUUUUUGUUCUAUUGGGGUUUUUUUGUUUUGUUUUGUUUUAGUUAAUAAUAAAUUCAGAUUAAGACACUGGGGCAACACCAUCAGAGACCACAGCAGCAUCUUCCCCUUGAUUUGGCUCACAUGGUUCAGGCUUGAGUUUCACUGGAGCACUUCAUUUAAGUAAGUUUUACAUUGUAGCUGACUGAUGCUGAAUUAGAGCAGAUACUUAUUUGCCAGAGUUUAAAAAAAAAAAGGAAAAAAUACCAAAAAAAGGUAAUUAAAAAUCCAGUUUUAUGUUUUAUCCCCUCAAAUUAUAACUUAGAAAAUUAUUUUAAUCUAAACACUAGCGAAGACCCCUCUGUAUCUGUGACAGGGUGGAUGGCUCAUUUUAACCUGCCAGGCAAGUCCACUGUUUCUGAGCUAGUGUAGAACCUUUGUCUGUGUUGAUGUUUUUUUUUUUUUUUUUUUUUUUUUUUUUUUAAUGAGUAAAUGCAUUACAAUGUUGUCAUUUAAAAAAAAAAUGCAUUUUUGGAGAAAAUAUGCAUUUUACCUUUGGGAAUAUGGUAAUUUCAGGCAGCAUUCCCUAUGGGAAAGGUGAUACCAGCUCUGAUAUGCAAAGCAUAUGAUAACUUAUCAUUCUAACUUCAACAUAUAAUAGGGAUUGUGACCUGAUAUUUGGAGAUGUAAAUAUUACCCAACAUAUUACCCUAAGGGAAUAGAGCAUUGUAGUCAACAUUUUUUUAAAAAAAACCUGUUAUUGUUUGGUGAGAAACAGCCAUGGCUGACAGAAGAGGAGUCGAAAUGUAAACAUGGUCUCUGAACAGUCAGACCCCCAUGGGACUCUUAUCUAGGAGCAAAAGGAGUGCUUGGAAACUUAAGGAAAAUUGCUUUAAGCUGGAAGAUUCUGGAGGCCCUGGGUGUGAUUUUUAUGCCCUCUGCCUCCCAGUCAGAGCCUGCUGAUGUUUCAGCAGGGGACAGACGUGUUAGUUGUUCACUAGAAGUUUUGUCUUAUAUUAAAUUGUAUACAGUUUUUAUUCUAACCACUAACUAGGUAGGAUGCCCCUCCAGGACAAGCAGAGAGCGUCUUUUAAUUUCUCCCCUAUUUCUUAAUCAAGUGUUGUGCAAAUCUGUUCAACUUUGUAAAUAUUUGCAAACAUCAUCAUUUUUACGUUAUUCUUCUAUUGUGUUAACACAUUUCUAUCAAUUUGUGGGAGUUCUGGGGUGCUGAGCUGUCCAGCCCAGAACUGCUCAUAAAUGGUCACACAUGUUUAAGCUACAUGUGCUUUUUUUUCUUAACCUGUUUAUCUGUACAUAAAGUAGAAAGCAAAGUCUAGGGAAACAGAUAUACUUUUUAGACUAUCAUGUCAAAUAUUCACAUUUUUAAAACUUUGUUUAAAAAAAAAAAACAAACCACCCUAAACCCAACCUCUACAUUAAAUAAUAAAAAAAAAAAAAGAGGAAAAAAAAAAAAAGAAAUGACAGUUGAGAUGUUUUUAUCUUAAUGAAGUUGAGAGCUCUGGAGAUUAGCGUGUGCAUUUUCACAGAGUGCUAGCAGGACUGCCCAGUCACACUGGACUGCUUCCGUUCCUCCCCGGCCGUGUCCGUGCGAGCAGUGAUUGCCAGGCUGCUGGCUCAGGUGACAGGUAUCUGUAUCCUUAUGUGGAACUGUUCUAGGGGCUUGGACUACAUAGUAAAACAAAAACAAACAAAAAAAAAUAAUAGAGCUUAGUGUAAAAUAAUUUUAUAAAUGAUCUUUUGUACUUUAGGACAUCAAAUUGUACAACUUUUGUAUAUAUAAAAGCUUAGGAACUUUCUGUUUAGCAGAAAGGAAACACAUUCCUACACUUUUAAUGUAUAUGUUUGUUAUAAUGUCCAUGUAAACAUAUGCCCUAUGUUUGUGCCUUUUAAUUAGUUUGUCUCAAUAAACAAAAAUGUAGAGAAGAAUAUGUAGCUAUGACUUUGUUACCACUGUUCUUCCUCCAGGUGUGUAGAGGUCUUUGUUUUGGCCCUGUGUAGAGCCCGGCGUGCACGGCCAGCAUGUCCCCAGCCCCGCUGCCCCGGCCCCGCUGCCACCUCCACACCGUCCUGCAUGUUGGGACCUGUAGUUCCCCAGCCAUCUCUGCCAUCCCUGGCCACCACACCACCUUGCACCAGUCUCCCAAAGUAGGUAGAGCCUUCUGGGUCUGGGUAAACACAGCGAUGACCCUUAGGUGAAAUUUGGGUAUCCCUGAGCUUAAAAAAAACAAAAAGAGAACAACAGCAUUAAAAGCCAAUAUGAAAUUGUGUACCAGAAGUGGUUAUCUAUGAAUUACUUACAAUAAACAGGUGUGAGACUUAAUUGUAUGUUGUCAAUUACUGCAGUAUUGACAGUGGGUCCCUUGUACAGCCAGCUGUUAUUUUUAUCCCAGCAGUGUAGCAGUAGAAUAAACACAUUAAACACCGGCAAGGAAAUUUUUCACCGUGACAGAGGCUUCCCAAACCACUAACCACGGUGCUCUUAGUGUGGCGUAGGAAAAGGGCUGUUUCCUUUUUAUUUUAUGUUGGUUCUGCUCGACUGUACCUGGUUUAUGUCCACAAAGCUGCAUUAGCUAAUUGUCGACCUGUUUCAUUUGUACUUGGGUAAACAUUUGCUUUGUACCGUGUAUUAAUGGGUCCGAGGUGUGCUCCUCUGCUGUCUCAGUGCGGACGUUGCCUUCGCUCUGUAAUGCCAUCCUUGCAAAUACAUUAAGCUGUUUUUCUGACAAACAAAGGCUACCUGGUGCAGUAGUUUGUACGACGUGCAUGCUCCCUGCUGAGCCGUGUCCGUGCUGGCCGGGGAUCCGCCGGCACCUCGCAGCGCCGCCGAGUUCAGGCUCUGAGAAAAUGGUGGACGUGAAGAACAGAUGCUCCUGUUACACUGAGUUAGUUCCUAUGCAGCUGAUGCGCUUAGCCUAGUUUAUUUCAUGGAAACUUUUAAGCUGGAUGGAAUCCAACAUCCAGGGAAGCCUAUUGCCGCCGCUGGUUCGAGUGGGGUUUAUAUCGAGCCCAUUCAGGUCUCCGAUUGCAAGGAGUUCAAUAGGGGGUUUAUUUUUCUCCUUCUGAAGUUUCCGUAAGCAUUCAGCGUGAGGUGAAUGGCUUAGGCCGGCGGCAGCUUGGGAGCUGGAUUUUGCCUUGGAAGGAUGUGUGCUGUGCAAAGUCAGAGCAGGCAGAUGGAGGGCACGGGAAGGCAUCCUCGGGGCAAGGAGAGCGCGGGGAGGUGGCCACAGGGACGUAAGUAUUGCAGCACAGCCAGCCAUGCUGCCAGAAAUGGGGUGCAGGCUAUACAGGGGCUGCUUUUCUCUUUAUUGGAACACCCCAACACCUCCAGAGUGUGUUCAGGGUGAAGAGAAAUUUGGGAUUCAACCUUUUUUUCAAGCAUUACAACUCAGUAUUGAAAUUUGGGAAAGUUCCGUUCAGUCAUGAUGGAUCAGAGAGAAACACGUUUUAGUCUCAGCAUACAAGUUUAAUUCUAUUAGCCAUUGAUACAAAUAAAACACUUUUUUCCCUCUUACAACAAUUUUUUCCUUAGAGAGGCAAAAAGAAAGAAAUAUUUAAUGUGUUUGCAUUUGUCCACAAGAGGUUUAAAGAAAACCACCCAGACCCCAGUAAGCUGCUGAGCUGCAGCAAUCCCAGGUUACAUAAAGGGGUCGGGGCUGCCGAGGAUUAGCCGGGGCAUUCCGGGUGCUGAUAAGCCUCCAAGUUCUGCCUGCUCUUCCCUCGCUUUUAUUUUAGAAACAGCCACUCUGAGCCCUAUCCUGAAAACUGCCUGGGGUUCAUUUUCAAGGCUGUCGGGGUUAGAUUCCCACCAAAGAGAGAAAAUUGGAAUUUAAAGAACGCUCAGGUUGUUCAAGCAUCGAGCACUGUGGUAGUUUUUAUCUCAGGGUCCCUGUACAGGAGCUGACUUGUUGAGAAAUGAAUGACAGUUUCUCACUGCUGGGCCCUUCCAAAAACUCCUGCCCUGCUUCAUUGGUAGCUUAGUUUAUCCAUCUCAAAAAUAGAUUUAACAGUAAUUUCAAAAGGCAGCUAUUAAAAGCUCCUCAAGUUUUUUAAUGCCAUUGGGGUUUCAGUGCUUAAGUGGACCUUUUAACCAGUGCUUUUUAGGAGAAAAAGUGUAAGAAUAAGUCUUGUCUCCUAACUGUCAGAGAAUAAAACAAAUGAAACCUGAUCCCCUUCUACGUAUUUGUGUAAUUCAGCAUGUUUAUACUUCUUGCUUAUCUUUGGAUUGUUCACUCACAGCUCCCAGCGCAGCAGCCGAGGGAUGACAGAGGAACUACGUGCUAAUUUUUAUGUCAAAAAUAGCUUUCACCUUUAAAGGCACACGCCUCAGUGGCUGUUUUCUAAUUACAAAAGGAAUGCCAAAGCUUCUCCCGCGAAUCCAUUUUACAGCUGUGCUCAGAUUGGACUGUCAGCCCCUGGUUAAAAUUGAGUGCUGAGGUCCUGACCUAGAAACAAACCUUUUUUGGUAUUGCUUUGGAAAGAGUGUUUCAGUGCUGAGGAGCUGAGCCAGGCUGUCCAGCCAGCUCCCUCCACACGCCUGGCGACAGCCACAGCCUCCCGUCCUUCCUUCCAUCGCACUCUGCAUCGCCUGGAGCCCAGAGCAGGGCCACUGGGCAAGCCAGGCUGAUGAGUCUGAGAAUAAUACACAUUUUCUUGUUUUCUUCAGCUUUCUGGGCUAGUCUAGUGGAAUGUGUCCCUGCUCUGGUGGGGUUUUAGAGUGAGAUGAGCUUUGAGUUUCCCUUCCAGCCCAAACUGUUCCAGGUUUCUGUGAUUUUUAGAAGUCCCAGCUUUUCCUUUAGGGAAGCAUCAGUGCUUUCUGAAAACCAGACAUUUGGUAUCUGCAGUUCAGAGCAUUUACAAUCACUGCCUCACAAACCGACCCAUUUAGUAAAAAAUAGGGCAUUUUCAGGAUGUGUGAAACCUUGUGUUUUCCAGAGAAGUCAGAAAUAUUCCAUUCACCUUUUCACCCAGUUGUUUUCACCAGCUGUCAAGAUGAAACCAUUUCUGUUCUGUGUUUUCUGUGCAAGGUUUGUUUUUCAGGGAAUUACCAAUUUUGUUGGAAUUGGCUGAAUUAAAUUCACUAUUUUAACUCUU